AUGUUGCCCACUAUCCGUCGAACUCGACUGUGGUUUAUGACAUUGUUCCAGUCAUUACAAGCCAACACUAUGGCUUUCCUCGAUACUCUUCGGGCAGGGCCCUGGACCAAACACAACUACCAGCUUCUUGAGGGAGCUCGAGAGAAAUCAUACUAUUACUUUGCCCACAGGACAAAGAGGACGAGGACUUGGACCAUGGCUUUUUCGGCAGCGACAGUGAUGUUCUUCUUUUGGUGUUUCCCGUUACUCCCAGCAAACUUCAAACGCAUGCCCAACGAGCGCUUGUGCGAUCAUCCCAUCUCCAUACUUGCGUCCAUUGCCUCCCAAGAAUUCAAUAAGACUUUGGCGGUCCAGUCCAAAUCAUUCGAACAGGCAGUUACAGAAUACCGUCGACGAUAUAACAUGCCGCCGCCUCCCCACUUCGAUAAGUGGUACGAGUUUGCAAAGCAGCGGAACACGAUGUUGAUUGACGAGUACGACACAAUAUACCAUUCUUUACUCCCUUUCUGGGGACUUUCCCCGAGUACAAUUCGGUCGCGUGUGAGAGAGGACCUAGGCUUCGACAACAUGGUCAUGGGUAUAUCUAUACGGAAUGGCGAGCCCAUUCAUCUAGGCAAUGGCCAGGGAGAUUUCCAACGGAGGGCGACGAUGAAGCAGUUUCACAAAUUUGCUCAAUGGCUGCCUGAUAUGGAUCUCGAAUUCAACGUCCACGAUGAGCCGCGGGUCGUUGUUCCUCACGAGGAGUUACACAGACUGGUAACAAAAGGGUAUAAAGCUCAGGCGUGCUUGAACGGCAAUUCGUUAUCAAAUUAUUCCUCGGGAAAUAAUAUCUCUACGGAACCAAUCCCAGAAGUCUUCACAAGUAGGUUUCUCAAUCUUGCACGUCAAGAAACCUGGCUUUAUUCUCGACUAUCAUGCCCACCCCACAGCCCAGCUAUGGACCUCGAUGGUAAUGCCCCAGACAAUACUAGAGCCUUCGCCAUCGAACCUUUAGGAUUCGUGUUCAACCAAUCCGCGGCUAGCGAUAUUUGCAAUAGUCCCUCGCUGCAGCAUAGCCUUGGAAUCUUUGAGCGGCCCAAUGCCCUCAAGCUCACCAACGAGCUAGUCCCUAUGUUCUCAAUGUCACACCUAUCCUCGUUUCAAGAUAUCCCAGUCCCCUCACCAUGGUAUUAUGAGGGAGUUGGAGGCUAUAGGCCAGAAACCGAUAUCCCAUGGGAAUCAAGGAGAGGGCAAAUCUACUGGCGAGGGACCACUAGCGGCGGAUCCAGUCAAAAUGGGUCCUGGCACAAUCUACAGCGCCAACGAGUGGUUGCAUUACUAGAACGGAAGCAGGAGCAUGAUAUCCUGGAACGCAAGGCAGAGUCCACUUGUAGCAUCGGUGGCGAGGAAGGCUGGAAAGUUCGCAAGGCAAAUCAAACAGAGCUCAGCGGAUAUUUCAACGCCCAUUUUGUUGAUAUUACCGGCUGUGAGGGACAAGACUGUUACGAAGAGAGGAGGUUUUUUGAUGUCCUGGAUCGAGAAGACGAGAACGAGGCGUGGAAAUACCGCUACUUACUGGAUAUGGAUGGUCACGCUUACAGCGGGCGAUUCUAUGCCUUCAUGCGUAGCAAGAGCGUUCCACUCAAGCUGACCUUUUUCCGAGAAUGGCACGAGAACGUGCUCAUUCCAUGGCUUCACUACGUCCCGCUCAACAAGGAUACCACCGAAAUCGCUGAGAUCGUGCGCUUCUUCGAGCAGGAUCCUGCUGGACAGGAGAUUGCUCGAACUAUUGGCGAGGAAGGGCAGUCGUGGGCUGCUAAAACACUUCGGAAUGAUGAUAUGGAUGUCUAUAUGUUCCGGCUUAUGUUGGAAUAUGCCCGUGUACAAGACGAUCGACGAGAGAAUUUGGGCUUCAUUUCCCCGGGUCCAUUGUCCGGGAGCUUGCCGUAG
This is a messenger RNA of Penicillium hordei, 1929 nucleotides long. RefSeq lists its product as uncharacterized. Bases 1 to 1929 code for a protein of 642 amino acids. The transcript is spliced from 2 exons. Lineage: Eukaryota; Fungi; Ascomycota; Eurotiomycetes; Eurotiales; Aspergillaceae. The record is from RefSeq and is a predicted model, not a curated record.